Messenger RNA from Cydia pomonella (codling moth), 3025 nucleotides. It is a transcript of the gene UGP, whose product is annotated as UTP--glucose-1-phosphate uridylyltransferase. Bases 124 to 1689 code for a protein of 521 amino acids. Gene Ontology annotation, biological process: glycogen metabolic process; UDP-alpha-D-glucose metabolic process. NCBI's taxonomy places the organism in Eukaryota, Metazoa, Arthropoda, Insecta, Lepidoptera, Tortricidae. The transcript is spliced from 8 exons. The record is from RefSeq and is a predicted model, not a curated record. Gene Ontology annotation, molecular function: UTP:glucose-1-phosphate uridylyltransferase activity. Gene Ontology annotation, cellular component: cytoplasm.
AAUCACCUGAUUGUCACUGUCAAAAAUCGCGAAGCCGAAGCGCGCUCCGCGGUCCGUUCGGCUCGGCGUGUUCGACCACUGAUAAAGUGAUAAAACACUUGUGUUUUAUAAUAUCCAGUGAUAAUGGCAGAAACGGCAGACUUAAAUAAGAAGGCGAAUGACAACCGGCUGAGACCUGCGAUCCGCAGCCACCAGCGAACCCCCUCCGGCUCUCGCGAUUUCAAAGAGGCAACCAAACGAGAUGCCCUCGCACGACUAGAAGUGGAGCUAGAAAGGUUACUGGCAACAUUACCCGAGGCCCGCAGACCGCUGGUGAUUAAGGAGUUCCAGGGGUUCAAGAAUCUCUUCAGCCGGUUCCUUGCUGAACAGGGCCCAUCAGUAACAUGGGAAAAGAUCGAGAAACUUCCAGAAGGCGCUGUCAUCGACUACGGCUCCCUCGAGACCCCAACCACAGACAAUAUUCACCACAUGCUAGACAAGCUGGUGGUAGUUAAGCUGAAUGGUGGUCUUGGGACGUCUAUGGGAUGUAAAGGACCGAAGUCUGUCAUUCAAGUCAGGAAUGAGCUGACGUUCCUGGAUUUAACUGUGCAGCAGAUCGAGCAUCUGAACAAAACCUACAAAUGCAACGUUCCUCUCGUCCUCAUGAACUCGUUCAACACCGACGAAGACACCCAAAAGGUCAUCCGCAAAUACAAAGGAUUGAAGCUAGACAUACACACAUUCAACCAGUCUUGCCAUCCACGUAUUAACAGGGAGUCUCUACUGCCAGUGGCUAAGGAUGGACACGUUCAUAAUGAUAUUGAAGCCUGGUACCCACCCGGUCACGGCGAUUUCUACGAGUCCUUCCACAAUUCGGGCCUUCUUCAGAAGUUUAUCAAGGAAGGCCGUACCUACUGCUUCAUCAGUAAUAUUGACAACUUGGGCGCCACUGUCGACCUCAAUAUCCUUAACUUACUCCUCAACCCAAAUCAACAACAGCCUGUCAAUGAGUUCGUCAUGGAGGUCACCGACAAAACCAGAGCGGACGUCAAGGGAGGCACCCUAAUCCAAUACGAGGACAAACUACGCCUCCUAGAAAUCGCCCAAGUACCCAAAGAACACGUCGACGACUUCAAAUCCGUCAGCCAGUUCAAAUUCUUCAACACAAACAACUUAUGGGCUAACCUCGACGCCAUACAAAGAGUCGUUGAACAAGGCUCUCUAAACAUGGAAAUUAUAGUAAAUAACAAGCAUUUAGGCGAUGGUUUGAACGUUAUUCAGCUGGAAACUGCUGUAGGUGCUGCCAUGAAAUGCUUUGAAGGAGGAAUAGGCGUUAACGUACCUAGAUCUAGAUUUUUACCUGUUAAGAAGACCUCAGAUUUACUGCUAGUCAUGUCAAACUUAUACAGUCUUUCGCACGGGUCUUUAGUCAUGUCAGAACAGAGGAUGUUCCCGUCUACGCCGCUUGUUAAGUUAGGAGACAACCAUUUUGCCAAAGUGAAGGAGUUUUUGAACAGGUUCGCGACGAUACCUGAUCUGAUCGAGCUGGAUCAUUUGACGGUGUCUGGGGACGUUACUUUUGGAAGAGGAGUUUCUUUGAAGGGCACGGUGAUCAUCAUAGCGAACCACGGCGACCGUAUCGACAUUCCGUCCGGAGCCGUCCUUGAAAACAAGAUAGUAUCCGGCAACCUUCGCAUCCUGGACCACUAACUUGACAUACGUAGUACUUUGCAAAACCAGAGACCAGUUAAUGAUAUGAACCUCUUACCUGUAUCGAUAUUUUGGACCACUAAAUCAUCUUCGGCAAUCUGCGUAUACUAGACCUGUAAUUAUUCAUAUUAUAGAGUAUCAAGGCUUAAAGUACGUCUAGAUAUGGCGAAUGUACAGUCAGCAUCGCGUAUCUGAUAUUCUGGAUAACUUUUCCAAAUAUAGAUAAAUCUCUAAAACUUACGUUCAAAAGUAUAUCUUUUACAGUCUUAAUUGUGCUACAUAUAGAACCAUCACUUUUUGUUAAGCUGUUACAGGAUGGUAGAUACUUUUGACACCUUGUUUGAUCCGCUACUUUUGAUGCUGACUGUACUGCGGACGCCUCACCAAGGUUCACUAAUUGCUUGCAUUACGUAGUACGAUAUGAAGCGCGAACGCAGUGAUCAGAUCGCAGAUCAGAUCUGGACGCAAUUUUAACUUUGUCGAUCUAUGCUUUUAAAACGUUAGUACAUAUUUAAUGCUUAUGUAAUGCAAGUAAAGAUAAUAUCGCGGUUUAUUUUAAACGUUUAUAAUAUCAUUUUAAAUUAUUCGAUGUUUUAACCGAAUAAGAAAAAUAUACAUUUGUGGGGUUUAAAUAUUUGCUUCCAAAUAUAGUUGUUAUCCGUUUCUUAGGCUCGAUAAUAUGUUAACACGGACUCAUCCAUUAUAGUAAUAUAUUCCGCAUAACUAUUAUUGUGUUAGAGAUUAUAUAAAAAUAAAAGAAAUACGUCAUGUUUACAAAUAGUAUAUAGGUAACUACCCGCGUAAUCAUGUAGUUUCUGAAUAGAAUGUUAAGUGUUAAGUAUUUAUACAUAUAUUUGUCAAUUAUUUGCACGAAUUAUUUAUAUUUGCUCAGUGAAAAGGUAUUAUGCAAGUUAAUUAGUGUAUUUGUAACCCCAUUUUUAUGCUGAUAUAAUAGCAAUAGUUAUACAUAUAACUUUAGGCAUAAAGUUAUUGUUGGUAUAAGAUUAGUCAAUAAAAAAUCCAGGACACCUUAUGUUCUACAGAAUAAGAUACUUUUUUUGUAGUUUAUUCUUAUUUUGAAGACGAUUUAUUCUAAUCUUGCAUAAUAUCCAUUAAUAUGUAUUGUAGAUAUUUGUUAAUUGCCAAAAAUAAAUUUAGCAUUGUCUAUUUUUAAGUUUUUCAUCACAGUAGUUUUAAACAAAUGCUGUAUUUAUGACUUGUGGAACGGGCCAGCAAUGUUACUAUGUUAUUUUAUUUUUAUACUUAUUUGUAGUUUAGAGCUGUAUUUGAUAUUAGCCAUGUGUCAUCGAUUGUUCUAGUAAACUGUUGAAAAGAA